Messenger RNA from Mobula hypostoma (lesser devil ray), 6912 nucleotides. RefSeq names its product transcription factor AP-4-like. Lineage: Eukaryota; Metazoa; Chordata; Chondrichthyes; Myliobatiformes; Myliobatidae. Bases 631 to 1725 code for a protein of 364 amino acids. Gene Ontology annotation, biological process: regulation of transcription by RNA polymerase II. The transcript has 7 exons. Gene Ontology annotation, molecular function: DNA-binding transcription factor activity, RNA polymerase II-specific; RNA polymerase II cis-regulatory region sequence-specific DNA binding; protein dimerization activity. Gene Ontology annotation, cellular component: nucleus. The record is from RefSeq and is a predicted model, not a curated record.
GCGCCCGGAUUCCGCAAUAGCUCCGACAGCCCUUAACGUCAGCAGGCGGCAGGGUUUCUGGUUUCCUGCUGCGCGGCUGCCUCGACCCCCUUUUGUCUCCACACAGCCGCCGCUAUUGGAAGGGCCGCUUAUUUUGGUCGCACGCAGCGGCUUCGACAACACAAGCGCCGCUUUGUCGGGAUUCCUAAUGCGGUGCCAACCUCAGGAAAUGCGAAUUACUGAUUGUAAACAGGAAGGACACAAAAGUUAGGUCACAGUAACCCACUAAAUUUCAGAAGGGUUUCGAUCUGAAUGAACGGGGCUGCAAAAAUGUCCUAAAGCUGUUGCAUUGGCUGGAUGCCAGGACAAUGACCCGUCCCCGUGGAGAUUAUUACUGUACAGCGCAUUCCCUCCGAUGCCAACAUAAUCGCAGAAUUGCGUAAGAGCGAGCGGCGGUCUCUAGGACCCGCCGGCUGCCACCGAGGCGAGCCGUGCGGAAGCAGAAAGCGGUGCUGCGGCUCCAGCUGACCACGAGGUCCCAGCUGUUUCCCGCCAUUGCUGAACUGUUUUACUACAACUCCAAAACCCCCCGAUCUUAAAAAAAACACACACACACGCACACGUCUGCCAACACCAGCUCCGUUUUGAAGAAUGGACGAAAUCAAAGGAUCGAUGGCUUAUUACGCGGGCCCAAAGACACUGCAAGAAUUCCGCAGAGCAGAGAAGGAAGUGAUUGGAGGCUUGUGUAGCCUCUCCAACAUCCCGCUGACGCCAGAGAGCCAGCGGGACCACGACCGGCGCAUCCGCAGGGAGAUCGCCAACAGCAAUGAGCGGCGGCGCAUGCAGAGCAUCAACGCCGGCUUCCAGUCCCUGAAGGUGUUGCUACCCCACACGGACGGCGAGAAGCUCAGCAAGGCUGCCAUCCUACAACAAACAGCAGAGUACAUCUUUACCCUGGAGGAGGAGAAAACCCAGCUGCUGCAGCAGAACGCACACCUGAAGCGUCUGGUACAGGAGUACUCGGGCUCCUCCCCGAAGCGGAAACGGGGCGACGAAUCUGACGAGGGGAUCGGUUCUCCGGAUUCGGCGGACGACGAGCUGGCUGAACUCCGGCAGCACCUGGAGAAGGAGAGAUUGGUGCGGCUCAGCUUGGAGGAGAAGGUGAAAUCGCUGGAGUCGCAGCUGCAGCCCAGCAGGCUGAAGGAGGUGCUGCAGCAGGAGCAGGAGACGGUGCUGGAGCGACACAGGCAGAUGGUGGAGGAGCAGCAGAAAGCCAUUGGCACUGCGCAGCUGCCCGCCACGCACAGUCCGCCGGCCCCAACUCACCACCCGACAGUCAUAGUGCCGGCUCCUCUCCCUCCGAGUGUGCUACAGGUCAACGUCGUUACCAUGGCGCCCAGCUCUGUCAUCAGCUCUGUGUCCACGUCAAAACAGAACCUGGACACCAUUGUACAGGCCAUUCAGCAUAUCGAAGCCUCAGAGCAAGGUAUCAAGGAGGAACCGGUGGGAGUGGAGAAGCAGACCGUACCGUUCCUGAACUUCGAUGGGAUGCAGGAGAGCCUUAAGGACGACAGGCAAUGGCACGAGCUGGUGACGGCCUCGCCGCUGAUAAUCAAGAGCUCCUUUGGUGACGUUGAGACUGAAAGCCAGGAUGCUGCUCAGAGGGAAAUGCUGGCGGCAUUGAGAAGGCCCAAGGUGGACGUGGAGCCAAUCCCCCCUGUCCUACUGCCAGGCGCUAGCGUCUAAACAAGACUGCAGGGCUGUAUCGAUGUGCACUGAGGGAGUGGAGGACUUUGGGGGUCAAUCCAAAAAGUUUGAGAUUAAGGGACCUUUUGAAUGGCGUUUGUCCCAAACUAGUCCCCUCUUCUCCUUCCAGACCAAGAGCAAUCUCGAAGGUACUGUGGUCACAGCCUUUGUAUGAAAUAGAGCAGGUUGAUUACUGUUAACCUGUUCAGGUAUGAUGUAGUUUCCUAUGAAACCCCUCAUUGCCUAAUUGUGAGUUACCAUUUCAAUAGCCCAGAUUUUGUAACUUUUAACACACAAUACCAAAGCAAUCUGAAUGUACCACACACGUCAAAAUCUUCAAUGUAAGAGCAAGUAUACCCGACAGUGACUUGCUGCACAAAAUGUUUAUAAGAACAGCUUAAGAAUGGUAGUAACACACACAAAAUGCUGGAGGAACUCAGCAGGCCAUGGAAAAGAAUAAACAGUCAACGUUUUGGUCUGAGACCCUUCAAUAGGACUGGAGAAAAAAGAUGAGUCAGUAUAAGAGGGUGAGGGAGAAUGUCAGUGUUUGUUUUGAUUGCCUGUUGAUAAGACAGUACUUUUCUGUUUGUCCUCUUCUGGCAGGAAGUACCUCCCUGCAGUACAUUUAGUGCCAGCUGUUCCCAGUCUGUGCAGCUGGUUGUUGCAGGGCUGGCCUUGGUCACAAAGUGAGCUGCUGUCUUUGUCCGAUGUUCUAACAACUGUUACUUAAUGGUAUUUAGGCAGAGUAACGAUUGUUAAUGGUUAAAAGUGGACACUCACAGCAACUCAAAAUUGAAAUGCCUCCCUUGUGAUUAUUGUGACUUGGCAGCACAGCAGGCCUGGGUCUUACUGAAGUCUGUUUCUGGGAUUACCAGUGCCUCCACGUAAUCCUCAGAUGGUGUUUCUAAUUCAAGAUCAUAGCUCCUUGCAAGUGGCUACACAGGUUGAUACGGUAGUUAAGAAGGCUUGCUCUUAUUUGUCAAAGCAAUGAGUUCAAAAGUCCCAAGAGGUUAUGUUGCAACUUUAUAAAAGUGGUUAGGCCACAUCUGCAGAAUUGCGCACACUUGUGGUUGCCUCACUAGAAGAAGGAUAUUGAGGCUUUGGAGAGGGUGCAGAAGAGGUUUACCAGCAUGCUACCGAGUUUAGAGAGCACGUGCUAUCUUGAGAAGCUGAAUAAGGUUGGGUUGUUUUCUCUGGAGCGGUGGAGGCUGAGGGGAGAGCUGAUAGGAGUUUAUACAGUUAUGAGAGGCAUAGACUGGACAGAGAGUAUCUGUUUCCCAGCGUAGAAAUGUCUAAUACCAGAGGGCACACAUUAAAGUGAGAGGGGUUAGGUUCAAAGGGGAUGCGAGGGGCAAGUUUUUUUUACUCGAGUGGUGGAUGGCUGGAAUGUGCUGUCUGGUAUGGUGGUGCAGGAAAAUACAUUAGAGGCUGUUAUGGGAUGUUUAGAUAGGUACAUAGACAUGAUGAAGAUGGAGGGAUGGUGUAGGCAGGAGGGUGUUUUAGCUGUUUGGCACAACACUAUGGGCUGGAGGGUCUGUUCCAUGUUCUAAUGGAUGAGUGGAUCUGUGGAUACUUACAUAAUCAAUAUUUCCAGCCCAUUGACUUUCAACUAAACAUGAUGGUCUUAGCAAAAACCUGGUGCUUCUCCAGUGGAAAUGACUAUGUACGUACCUUCAAGGAUGCUCUGCGACUGGAUUGAAAAGUGAGUCAGGGGGAGAUUGAGCUGGUAACUAGUGAAAAAAAGAUUGCAGACUGUCAACUAAGAUUCAACAGACCCUGUUUUCAUGUAGGCUAUGUCUUUUCAAGCUAAUUCUUAGGAUGACUAACUGCUGUGUGGUGCAAAGGCUACAUGGUGGUCACUACAGGGUGCGACAUGAAGUUCUACGUGGGUGAUGCCUUUUUUUACGUAUACACUUUUUAAAAUGUUUGAGAUGACUUUAAAAGAAUCUUAGGAUGCUGUUUUUUUUUGGCAUUGUGGAACUACAGAAUGAAAUUAUCCUUUUAUUCUGGGAAAGAUGACUGAAACCUAGUCCCAACAGUGCUGCACCUUUCUGUGCACUAUUAGAGUGGGUGGGGGGUUGUGGGGAGAGUUGUAUAAAAUCUGUUUAGGGCUCUUAAAUACGUUUUUAAAGGUUGUUUAUUUUCCUAAAUGUUUCGCACUUCAAACUGCAGUAUAACUUUUGGACCAUCUGUGCUUAAAUGCUUUGUGCAUAAGAUUGUAUGCCUUUUUUUUUAUGAAAUCUAAUCAGCUGUAAACUAGUUUGUGUAUUUUUAAAGAGUGGUAAUUUAUCUUGAAUAAUAUUACAUGGAACACAAUCACCUCUGAUCUUUAUGCGCCAGAGGGGCUCCAAUGAAUUGUGGAAACCAUAGAAAAACUACAGCACAGAAACAGGCCUUUUGGCCCUUCUUGGCUGUGCCGAACCAUUUUCUGCCUAGUCCCACUGACCUGCACACGGACCAUAUCCCUGUACUGACCAGAAAACUUUUUGCUGAUCUUCAAAGCAGCAAAGGAGCUCUUCAGGAGGUCUGUAGGAGAAAAGGCCACAGCUGGAAGUUUUCUACUCCAACAAAUGCACAGUACCUGCUAGAUGGGCCAAAGGGCAUAUUUCCAUGCUGUAAUAUUCUCUAACUCUCUGCCUAUGGGCACACUUAGGGUGCUGUUGGGCUGGGGUGUGUUACCACCCUAGAGUUACCCUUAGAAAACAGUCCCAGUUCACCUGGAAUAUGACCACUGUUUCAUAUCAGCCUGCGACUUCCAGGUGGGCAAAGUUCAGUGUCUUGUGAAAAUGUCAAACUGAAUACUACAGUAGAAUUCACCUGUUGGUUUCCUUUGGCCAGUUACUUGUGGAUUUGGUGCUCAUUGUCAAGCAGCCAGAUGAGUCACUUAAGGCAGGGAUCAGUAAACAACAACUUGUCAUUAUUUUCACACCCUGCCUUUUUUUUGCUGGUGAGGGAGUCUUGUGCUUUGUCUCAACAUCACAUUCAGCUGCAGUGGAUAUUAGCUGUGGCCAGCUUGUACAGUUGGAUACUAAGGCUGAAAAUGAGAACUUAGAAAGGGUUAGUAAAGGCUAUUUAGAACCUCCCAGGUCUAACUCACAAAUCAUUUUGAUGAGGCCCAAUAGUUUGACUUCUCUGUAUAGGUUGGUCUGGUAAUUUUAUUAUGUUUUUUGCAUUUUAAAGAAACUUUACAUUUGAAAUUAGCGAAGAGCCUGGAACUGUUUGGCCACCAAGAGGCUGAGUGGGCAUGAUGGACUAACCUGUUGCCGUAACUUCAUUCCCUCCUGAACCAGCUGGCAACAGAGACCAGCCGUGAUCAAGAACAAGCUAUAUUCUGGGGAUUUGAAAUGAAGACAGAAAAGAUUGGAAACAUUCACUAGCAUCUGCGAAGAGAGACAGAGUUAAUGUUUCAACUCUUCUAGCCUCAUGAGUAUUUUCCGCAUUUCCUGACUGGAAAGUUUCAGCCAGUUGGUCUGAUUGACCUACAGUAGCAUGGUGGUUAGCACAAUUGUUUUACAGCACUAGUGAUUGCCAAUUGGGGUUCAAUUCCUACCACUGGCCGUAAAGUUUGUACUUUCUCCCCACGACCAGGUAGUUUCAAAGACAUACGGUUAGGGUAAGGUAGUUGUGGGCAAGCUAUGUUAGUAUCAGAAGCAUGGUGACUCUUGCAGGCGCCCCCAGAACAAUCCUUGCUGAUUUAUUUUCCUGCAAUCUGCCAAUAUUCCCCUAAACUAAUAUCAGUCCAGUCAACCACUAGUUUGUUAACGAUACCAGUCAACCACUUCCUCCAGCAACUCAUCACCCUUGGUGUGAAAAGGUUGCCCAUUUUAAAUCAUUUCCCUCUCACCCAGAUCGGUGUCUCAUAAUUUGCAUUCUCUCUCUCUCUCUUCCUAUCUACUUACUGUCUGACCUGCUGGGCAUUUCCAGCAUUUGGUUUUCAUUUUAGGCCCAUGAAAGAGAGUAGAUACCGGUGGUUGCAGACAGCAAUUGGGACAGAAGAUAUAACUAAUGUUGCUUAAGGUUGUUAUAGCCGGGGGGGGGGGGGGAAGAGAGAGAGAGCGGUGUGGUAAUGGGGACAUGCUCCUGAUGGUGUGCACCUCUGACAACCGAGUUCCUGGCCUUCCUUCACAUGUGGCUUAGCUACAAAGCCUGGCAGAACUGCUCCUACUGACAGAAGGGACAAAGGCAGGUUACUGGAGCCUUAAAACCAGUUGCUUUGGGCAGAUGCGACUUGUCAGUCAUGGUUGGUAGCUAUACCCACUCUUGGGGAUGGCUUCAAGAGUAACCCCCCCCCCCCACCAGUGAAAAAUCCAGAGCUGGAGUCCCUAAAGCAGUCCGACAUUGAGUUUAACACUGACUGGUAACUCCUUGAGGCUGCUGGUGCCAGACUGAGUGUCUCUGCCAUUCCUUUGGGUUCAUCAGAUGUGUGGAGACGGGGAGCUUGCUACAUGAGCAACAGUUUGCUCUCCAUAUUGUACCGCCCUGGUUUGGGUAUCUAGACUGUUGGGAUGCAAUAUCCAUGGUUGAUCUUAGCCACUGAAGGCCUCUCCCUCUCUCUAUAGACACACCACACACUAUAUAUAACAAGAGCAAGGGGAACAUUUAUUGCUGUACAUUUUCCACCAGAUCAGUGCUGAAAAGUACAGUACAGGACACACACAUGACCUUUUAUCAGAUAGUAAAGCACCACAAUUUUUCUUUCAAAAAGCAAUGUAAUUAUUGCAGUUUGGAUUCUGUGUUUAUUAAAGAAAGGGGUGCUCUAGGGAAUGGGAAGAGAACCAGCUUGCUGCUUUCUCACUCACAUGGGGAAGAAAUCAUGGAUGAAGGCACUCCCUUCAAAUGAGAUAAUAGUAGUUGCCACUUCAUUAUGUUUCACAAACCUAACCUCAGCUUGACAGGUGUAACUGAUAAGGAGAGGGUGAAGGAGUGGACAGUGCUUCCCCCCUCCCCCAUCAAUCAGCCAUGACACACCACUUUAGUCGCAAGAGGUUAAAACUUUUACAUGGACACCAGAAACUACUGUUCGUGUUGUUAAACUCCUUCAGUAGCACAAUGCAUUCAAUAUCAUUCACAUUUUUUUGAAGUAAGGUGAAAAAUCAGGUUAGGAUACUUAAUUCCCUUUAUCAAUCUUACAUUGUUUUUCCUCUUGCCUCACCGAGAGCCUGAUUUCUCUUAUGUUACACUGUCCAC